GAAGCAGGCGCAGUUCGACAGUUUCCCGGACGAAAUGAGUGCGUUGACCAAGAAUCUCAAUCUGGAGCCGGGACAGAUGCCUUCGAAAAUACAGCGGUCGAGUACCCUGGUCAAACUGACUCCGAUACUGGACGAUGAAGGUGUGCUGCGGAUGGGAGGAAGAUUCGAAAAAUCGGACGACAUCUCGUUCGACCAGAAGUUUCCGAUCAUUCUUGCUCGGCAGCACGACAUCACCAAGAAGUUGAUUCAGUGCUACCACGAAAGGUUCGGACAUGCGAAUCGAGAGACGGUUUGCAACGAGUUGCGUCAGAAGUUCUGGAUUCCGAAUAUCCGUGCAGCGAUUAUGGAAGUGAUGCGGGAGUGCAUGUGGUGCAAAGUCCAUAGAUGUCGUCCACAAGUACCAAUGAUGGCGCCUCUCCCGACUCGACGCAUCAGAGCAGGAAUUCGUCCUUUCAGUUCGGUCGGCUUAGACUACUUGGGACCAGUAGAUGUAUCGGUGGGAAGAAGAAAAGAGAAGCGAUGGGUGGCCGUGUUUACGUGUCUCGCCAUCAGAGCGGUGCAUCUCGAGGUGGUGAACAGCCUGACAACACAAUCGUGCUUGAUGGCCAUCCGCCGGUUUUCCUGUAAGCGGGGUGCUCCUGAUAUUAUAUUUUCAGAUAACGCCACUUGCUUUAAGGGUGCUAACAACGAGAUGCUGAAAACGUUACAUGGCGAUUGUGAGGAGGAAAUCACAACUGCAAGAACGGCCUGGCGAUUCAUUCCGCCUGGCACCCCGCACAUGGGUGGUGCAUGGGAGCGAAUGGUUCGUUCCGUGAAGGAGGCAAUGAAGGCAUUGGAAGAUGGAAGGAAGCUGACAGACGAGAUUCUGGUGACAACACUGGCGGAGGCAGAGGACAUGAUAAACACACGUCCUCUCACGUACAUGCCUCAGGCGUCUGCCGAAAAUGAAGCUCUGACACCGAACCAUUUUCUACGAGGAAUAGUAAAGGGCGCGGAUCUCCUAGUGGACAGGGGUGGGAAUCUAGCGGAGGCUUUGCGUGACGUGUACAAGCGAUCGCAGUACCUGGCAGACCGGAUGUGGGAACGUUGGAGCAAGGAAUAUUUGCCAACGAUAAACCGUCGCACAAAGUGGUAUGAUGAACGAAAGCCGCUGGAAGCAGGCGACCUUGUCUUCGUCGUGGAUGGUAAGGACCGGAAGAAUUGGUCUAGAGGAAUUGUCGAGGAGGUGGUUCAAGGGUCCGAUGGUCGGAUACGUGAAGCGAAAAUAAGGACUGCGACAGGGAUCCAUAGACGAGCCGUCGCGAAUCUGGCGGUGCUAGAAAUCAAGGAUGGUAAAUCCGGAUGUUCCGAGGAAAUACCGGAUGUUACGGGCUGGGGUGUCAAUACCGCUGGGCACACUGGAGUUGACCCAAUCGACUAAUGUGCCGAAUCGGUUGAACCCUCUCCAUAUUGACAGAGGAUAUGUGUUGAUAAACAAAUAGUAGCAGAAGGAAAUCGUGAAUCGAAUUGGCAGAGUGUAGAAGAAGUUUUUUUUUGAUAUUUGGGAAAAGUAGAGAUUUAGUAGUUUGUAGUUGUUGUGUCGACCUACACACCUACGAAGGAAUCUAGCAGAGAAGAGGAAAGGACACGGAAGAAUCUGGGAUCAGGUAGAGGAUAAGAAUUGACAUUGUAAGUAAAUUGAAUUUAUUGAAAAUUUAUCUACUGAUACUAUUCAAGAAAACAACAGGAUAGUAUAUUUUCGGAUUCAUUACACCGGACGGUGAGAAGAGAUUCAACUAGGGUAAAACCACAAAUUGUGAGUCGAGUGUAUUUAAGU
Messenger RNA from Topomyia yanbarensis, 1816 nucleotides. RefSeq lists its product as uncharacterized. The coding region runs from base 35 to 1420 and encodes 461 amino acids. The transcript is spliced from 2 exons. NCBI's taxonomy places the organism in Eukaryota, Metazoa, Arthropoda, Insecta, Diptera, Culicidae. The record is from RefSeq and is a predicted model, not a curated record. Gene Ontology annotation, biological process: DNA integration. Gene Ontology annotation, molecular function: nucleic acid binding.